AUGUCCGUUACGUCCAGCAAGCCUGAGAUGCAAUCCGAGUUCCAGGAGUUUGAUACUCCUGCUGCGAGACCGCAGAAGAGUGGUGCAUCUCGCGUCGUCGAUUCUGUCGGUCUGGGUCUGACAGUCCUUGCUCUCCUCUCCUCCAUCACCAUCAUAGGAACAGCUGGCGAUACCCUUGGCGUGUACAACAAGACAACUCUCGGAUCAGAAUUCCCUCUUGCAUUAUGGCCUCGCGAGUUCGAUCUGAGACCUACUGUUGCGCUUGUCACCUGCGGAACAAUCAUUAUGCUCUCUAGCAUAGCAUUCUUGAUUGCGACGAAAGUCCCUGCUAUCAAGAGAAUCAGCCUCGUCUCCACCGGCAUCUCCUAUCUAUCUCCAACCAUCUCUCUCAUUGCCGCCCUCAUCGCAACAUCCUUCUUCUACGGAGUCAAUGCCUCGCAGACCAACUCCUCCCUACAAAGCUGGUCCUGCCAGUGGUCUUCCGUUGACAUGGAUGUCCAACCACACUGGAACAUGUUGUGCAAGGAGAGCAAGACGGCACUGUAUCUCACUGUCAUGAUCAUCCCACUGCAAGUUUUUGUUCUUGGGACAGCCGCAUGGGGUACGUUGGCGCAGAAGAAGCAGUCCGUAGCCCAUGAGUGCAAGGGAAGCCCAUCUUUGUCUUGA
Molecule: messenger RNA, 666 nt
Organism: Cadophora gregata
Lineage: Eukaryota; Fungi; Ascomycota; Leotiomycetes; Helotiales; Ploettnerulaceae
Exons: 2
Coding region: 1-666 (221 amino acids)
Source: RefSeq, a predicted model, not a curated record